This is a messenger RNA of Melopsittacus undulatus (budgerigar), 3118 nucleotides long. RefSeq names its product immunoglobulin mu DNA binding protein 2 (gene IGHMBP2). Gene Ontology annotation, molecular function: ATP hydrolysis activity; ATP binding; RNA binding. The coding region runs from base 56 to 2989 and encodes 977 amino acids. Lineage: Eukaryota; Metazoa; Chordata; Aves; Psittaciformes; Psittaculidae. Gene Ontology annotation, cellular component: cytoplasm; nucleus. The record is from RefSeq and is a predicted model, not a curated record. The transcript is spliced from 16 exons.
GCCAUCGCGGUGACCCGGUCGGAAGCGGAAGGAGCGGGGGUCACGGAGCGGGCCCAUGGCGGCUGAGGCGGCCGAGCGGCACCUGGAGCUGCUGCGGGAGGAACGGGAGGCGGAGCUCGACCAGAGCAGGGCAUGGCAGGAGAGCGUCCCCCUGAAGGAGCUGCAGCGCAGAGGUGUGUGCCUGCUGAACCUCCAUGCUGCCAGCCAGAGAACCGGCCUCUAUGGGCGCCUGCUUGUGACCUUCCAGCCUAGGAAACACAGCCCAGAUGCUGAGCUGCCCUCCAACAGCUUCGGGCCUGGGGACAUCACCGGCCUGUAUGACACAGGCAGCCAGGGGGACCCACUCUGCACAGGCAUCGUGACACGUGUCACCCCCAGAGCAGUGACUGUCGCCUUUGAGGACUCUCAGGACACGCUGAGCCUGGACCACGAGCGCUCCUACCGCCUGCUCAAGCUGGCCAAUGAUGUCACCUACAACAGGCUCAAAAAGGCUUUAAAUGCACUGAAGCAGUAUCGGGGAGGUCCAGCCUCUGACCUGAUCGAUGUGCUCUUCUUCUCUGCUGAACCCAGAGCAUUCAGUGAAACAAAGCCUCUGCAGCUUUACAACACCUCACUGGAUGCAUCCCAGAGGGAGGCUGUCUCCUUCUCGCUGGCACAGAGGGAACUUGCCAUCAUCCAUGGACCACCUGGCACAGGAAAGACCACAACACUGGUAGAGAUCAUCCUGCAGGCAGUACAGCAAGGCCUGAAAGUCCUGUGCUGUGCCCCCUCCAACGUUGCAGUGGAUAACCUGGUGGAGAGGCUGGCUGGGCACAGCGUGCGCAUCCUGCGGCUGGGGCACCCUGCUCGCCUGCUGGAGCCCAUCCAGCGCCACUGCCUGGAUGCGGUCCUGGCUCGGGGUGAUGCUGCCCAGAUCGUGGCUGAUAUCAGGAAGGACAUCGACCAGGCCUGUGCUAAAACCAAGAAGGCUCAAGACAAGGGGGAGCGGAGCCACUUCCUCAGUGAGAUCAAGGCCCUGAGAAAGGAGCUGAAGCAGAGAGAAGAAGCAGCCAUGGCUGCAGCCCUCACCCAUGCCAGCGUUGUCCUUGCUACCAAUACAGGUGCUUCUUCUGAUGGCCCCCUGAAGCUGCUUCCUGACAACCACUUUGACCUCGUGGUGAUAGAUGAGUGUGCUCAGGCGCUGGAAGCCAGCUGCUGGAUACCUCUGCUGAAGGCUCCUAAGUGCAUCCUAGCCGGGGACCACAAACAGCUUCCCCCCACCAUCAUCUCCCACAGGGCUGCUGCCCAGGGCCUUGCCCUCAGCCUGAUGGAGCGGCUCCUGGACAGCUAUGGGCAGAAGGUGGUGAGGAUGCUGACGGUGCAGUACCGCAUGCAUGAGGCCAUCAUGCACUGGGCUUCCUCCGAGCUCUACGACGGCCGCCUCACUGCGCACCCCACUGUGGCCCAGCACUUGCUCAAGGACCUGCCAGGUGUCACCUCCACAGAGGAGACCACAACUCCCUUGCUGCUUAUAGACACUGCUGGCUGCGGCCUGUUUGAGCUGGACCUGGAAGAUGAACAGUCCAAGGGCAAUCCAGGGGAGGUGCAGCUGGUUGGUCUGCACAUCCGAGCCUUGCUGGAAGCUGGUGUGAAGGCCAAAGACAUCGCGGUGAUAGCCCCAUACAACCUGCAGGUGGACAUGCUGAGAGAGCACCUUGGCCACAGCUACCCAGAGCUAGAAAUCAAAUCAGUCGAUGGUUUCCAAGGGAGAGAGAAAGAGGCAGUGAUCCUGUCGCUGGUGAGAUCCAACAGGAAAGGUGAGGUUGGAUUCCUGGCCGAGGAGCGACGGUUGAACGUGGCAGUGACCCGUGCCCGGCGCCACGUGGCCCUGGUGUGUGACACGGGCACAGUGGGCAGGCAUCCGGGGCUGCAGCGCCUGCUGACCCACACCAGCCAGCAUGGGGACGUGCGCUCGGCCUUCGAGUACCUCGACGACCUCGUGCCCCAUAGCUGCCCCACGGAGGGGCAGAGCCGGCGGCAGAGGGGGCAGAAGCUGCCCAAGGCACCCGGCACCAGGGCACCGGUGGCACCGAGGCACAGGACAGUGGUGACCGUGGCACAGAGCGGCACCAAUGGGGCUGGAAGGGAGAGCCCAGAGACAAGAGGUGGUGCUGAGGGCCUGAGGGCUGUGCUGGAGGCCUUCCUGGAGAGCGGUGAGACCCACAUGGACUUCCCCCCCUCGCUCAAUGCCCACCAGCGGAUGCUGGUGCAUCAGAUGGCCGAGGAGCUGGGGCUGCAGCAUGGGAGCAGUGGGGAGGGCAGGGACCGGUUCAUCAGCGUCCGCAGGAAGGAGCCCCCGGAGCCUGCACUGCCUGCACAUCCCCUUCCUCAGCCUCAGCAUCCCCUUCCUCAGCCUCAGCAUCCUCUUCCUCAGCCUCAGCAUCCUCUUCCUCAACCACAGCCUCCCAGCAGUGACAGCCCUGCCCCUGCUGAGCCAGGAGGGAGCAACCAGGGCUCAGGGAAAGUGAACCUGAAAGCCCUGCACAUGGAGAGAGUUCAGAGGGAUAAAGCCAGACGGGAAGAGGCAGCGAGGAAGGCUCAGGAGCCCAAGGCCAGCAACAGGAAGAAAGACAAAGGUGAAGGCAAAGGCAAACCAGCAGAGGCAGAGGAAGACUUCGAUGCCCUGAUCUCUGCUGCAGUGAGAGCUGACAACACGUGUGCCUUCCCCCGCUGCAAAACCAGCAUCACCAGUAUGGGCCAGCUCUGCCACCACUGCCAGCGCCGCUUCUGCCUCAGCCACCACAUCCCGGAGGUUCACGGCUGUGGGGACAAGGCCAAGGCCCAGGCUCGGCAGCGCAUCCAUAGGGAAGGGAUCCUGUAUCCCGGCAGCGGCUCCAAGGACCAUUCCCUGGACCCAGCCAAGAGAGCCCAUCUGCAGAGGCGCCUGGACCAGAAGCUCAGUGAGCUCACGAGCCAGAGGAAGAGCAAGAAGAGGGACAAGGAGAAGUGAAGCAGCUCAACAGCUUUAAAGCCUUUAAGUCAUGGCUUAGGCUGUGACAGCCAAAGAUGCUGCUGAUGCUUCAGAGGGAAGAGCCUGGAGCCAUCGGGCAUCACUAAAGGGUGUUUGGGUCUCACUGCA